GCCGGAAACGAGACGGCCGUUGCGCCGGGCCCACCCCUACGCUGCCGUAAGUGAGGCGGGCGGGGGCGGUGGCGGGAUGGCGGGUUACCGCCACAGGCUCGCGCUGUGCCUGCUGCUGGUGUUGGCCGGGCCCGCCGCGGCCCUGCACAACGUCACCGCCCAGCUCUUCGGCACGGAGGCCUACGGGACCCUCGCGGCCUUCGGGGACUUCAAUUCGGACAAGCAGACAGACCUGUUCGUGCUGCGCGGCGGAAAUGAGUUGAUUAUCUUUUUGGCUGACCAAAAGGAACCAUACUUUAAGCCCCGUGUUAAGUUACCAAUGAAAUCUCUUGGUGUUACCAUAACUAGUGUAGUUCCUGGAGAUUAUAGUGGUGAUUCACAAAUGGAUGUCCUCCUGACGACCAGGGCACAAAAUCAUGGCAGAGAUGAACUGUCAGUGUUUAUUUUCUGGGGGCACAACCAAACAUUAGAUCUUAACCAUAAAACUAUGUUAAAUAGGACCUUUCAAGAUGAGCCUCUAGUAAUGGACUUUAAUGGAGACUUAAUUCCUGAUGUCUUUGGUGUCACAAGUGAUUCAAGUAAGCCACAGAUAUUGCUAGGCGGGAAUUUAUCAUGGCAUCAUGCACUGGAAACUCAAAGUAAAAUGUAUAUACCACACUCGCAUGCGUUUAUAGAUUUAAAUAAUGACUUCACUGCUGAUUUGUUUCUUACUACAUCACCAGAUUCACAAAAAGUUUAUUUUGAGACAUGGGUAAAUAAGGAUGGGAACUUCUCUAAAGAGGGAGACAGUAAGGAAAUGCCUCGUGGUGUGAAAGUAGUUGGACAGUCCGUGUUUGCAGACUUUGAUGGGGAUGGACAAAGUGAACAUUUAUUGCCAGUCUGUGAAGAUACAAAAUGUCAAAAAAGUGCCAUCUACUUAAAUAAGCGAGGAUUGGAUCAGUGGAUUCCAAUCUUGCAAGACUUCAGAAAUAAAGACACACUCUGGGGCUUUGUAUCACAUCCAAAUGAGAAACCUUCAACAGAGAUUUCAUUUCCAAUUACACUUCAUAUUGGAGAUUACAAUAUGGAUGGCUACCCAGAUGCUCUUGCUAUACUAAAGAACACAUCUGGAAGCAAUCAACAAGCAUUUUUGCUAGAGAAUGUCCCAUGCAAUAACAUAAGCUGCAAGAGUGUACGUCGCAUGUUUAAAGUUUUUUGGGAGCUCUCGGAUCUGAAUCAAAUCAAGGAUGCAGUGGUAGCAACCUUCUUCGACAUAUACGAAGAUGGAAUCUUGGAUAUCAUUGUGCUAAGCAAAGGCUACUCCAAUGAGGACUUUGCUAUCCAUACAUUAAAAAAUAACUUUGAAGCAGAUGCCUAUUUUGUUAAAGUUAUUGUUCUCAGUGGCCUCUGUUCUAAUGACUGUCCUCGGAAAGUAACACCUUUUGGUGUUAAUCAGCCUGGGCCUUACAUCAUGUACACUACUGUAGAUGCAAAUGGAUACCUGAAAAAUGGGUCAGCUGGACAACUUAGCCAGUCAGCACAUUUUGCUCUCCAGUUGCCAUACAAUGUGCUAGGCUUGGGACGUAGUGCUAAUUUCCUCGAUCAUUUGUAUGUUGGCAUUCCUCGUCCUUUAGGAGAAAAGGCUAUUAGAAAGCAGGAAUGGACAGCUAUCAUACCCAACUCCCAGCUUAUAGUCAUCCCCUAUCCUCAUAAUGUUCCUCGAAGCUGGAGUGCCAAGCUGUAUCUGACCCCAAGUAACAUUGUGCUGCUGACAGCUAUAGCCUUAAUUGGUGUCUGCGUUUUCAUCCUGGCAAUAAUUGGUAUAUUACACUGGCAAGAAAAGAAAGCAGAUGACAGAGAGAAGCGACAGGAGGCUCAUCGGUUCCAUUUUGAUGCUAUGUGACAUGCCUUAAUAUUUAUGAAGGAGCUGCUACUCAUUUGCUUAAUUGAAAUAUUAAAUUCUGAUUUGUAAAAUGAUUACCGUGAAAAUACCACUGGUGUGCUAUUUGUAAAUGUUGCAUUAUUUGAUAUUUAUUUGGAAAGAUUGAAAUUAUACCUGAAUGUCUCACAAGGCCUUUCAGUUAACAGACUGUAUAAUAGCAUUUGGUCUUUAUUUAACAGAAACGUAAAUUUAUUUUUCUUAGUAAAGGGAUCAAGUUGCAUGUUCCAUUGUUUACAUACCACCAGUUCUUUAGUAAUAUUUGAUAUAAAGCUGUGUAAAUAAAGUUUAGCAUUUCAGCGAGCAGAAUACUUUGUACCACUUCGGUCUUGUCAUUUAUACAUUCCUGCAAAAUAACCUGCAUUUCUGAAAAUUCAGCUUGAGCAAUUUCUCAGAUGACUUGGUCAUUAAUUAUGAUGAUUGUACUAAAUGGUGCUCAACCUAGAGUGUUCCGUAGUUUUCUUUUUUUAAACCCACAUGUGCAAUAGUGAAAGAAUUUAGGAAUUGGAGAACUAAAAGAAACCUGUAAUGUUAAUGCUAGUUCCAUAGAUCAUCAUGGGAUAGAUGCAGUAUUUACGUGUGUUAGUUUUAGAGAGAAGACAACCCAUUAAAAAAAUCUAAACCAUGAAAAUGGAUCAGCAUUACAUAAACUGCUUUUAUAAUUAAACUAUAACCACAUUUAUUUUGAAAAGGCCUAAAGUCAUUAUGAAAGUAACUUUUUUUUUUUUUUUUUUUAAUAAGAAAGGUAUUGGAUGUUUUUGUUUAGUUUUGUUUUUAAAGAAGCUAAAGGAAACAUUCUGGAGUGGAAGGAGAAUGAGGAUUGAUUCCCUAAAAUGUAUUGCUAAGGAAUGAGGUAUACAAAGACUAAAUUAAGAAUAUAAUAGGACAGUCAGAAUAAACAAUGUAUGCUGUCUGUGUACCCCUACUAUGCCCAGAUUUCGUAAGACUGUAAUAAUUACAUAAGACAAGUAGCUCAAUUUUAUGUAUUGAAAAUGGUGAUAAUGCCACAAUUGCUCAGUGUACUUUGGGUCCUUGAAGAGUCUCUACAAAAAUCAUGCUUUUAUUUAGAAUGUAUUCCAUAGUGAUAUGAGCUUACAUGAUUAAUUGUGCAUUUAAAUCUGUCAAUCUGCAUUCCCAGUAAAUACUGUUUGAUAAACUAGAACACAACAAACUCCAAAGCGUUGGUCUUACAGGCAAUCACCUCUGCAGUAACUAUCUCCUCCGGUCUGGUGCUUGGCCAGUAACCUGCUGUCCUGUAGCACUCGCUACCUUGCCUCAUCAGUACCAGAAGAGAAAAGAGAGCAGGUACAAAGCUGAACUGACUAUGUCCACCCUGCAUCACAGUGAAGCAGCUGGUUACCAUGGCAGUGCUGAACAGUGACCCAUUCAUACAGCAGCACCAAGCCAAAAAUCAAAAAAGUACUGCUAAGCAGUCUACUGAGCUAUGAAGUUUUACUAGAUAUUUCUCAUAUGAACCGAUCAGAUGCCAACAAAGGAGACUUUCAUAUUACAUUACUGUUAUUAUUCAGGAUAACAUAUUUCUGUAAUGCACACCUUUAAUAUUUCUCUUAAGAGUAGCAUGAAAAGGUAAGAUUUUUUAGAUAAAUACUUCAGGCUAUUGGACUUCUUCAACAUGAUGACUAGAAUUUGCGCCCGAUGGCGAAAGUAAUAACAGAUUUCAUAAUUAAGAGGAAGCACAAUUCAAUAUAUUUUCCUAUCUUUUUCAGAUGGUUGAAAAAUUAAGGCUAAAUGUAUAGUGCCACAGUGGCAGCAAUCCUCUAUCACAAUAUAAUAAACAUAGAUUAGCCUCCUUACAGUUUUUGGAAAAACAAUUAGGAAUGAAAUAACCUCAUGCUGACAUUUAAGCUGUUGUCAAGUUAACAAAACAAUGGACUCGGUAGCUUUUGCUUUAGGUAUUUUGCAUGCCUAGUAGUGCAUCAUUGUAUCUCUUUAUAUACAAUACGUUAUUGGCGCUUUAUUAGCUUUCUUAUAAUAAAGUUUACCACAGGUUCUAACUACUCAUAGCUUGGCUCACAACAGUAUAUGCAUACAUUUGAAUUAAGACAUUAAAUAUUGUUAAACCUCUUGUCAAA
Tyto alba (common barn owl) is the source of this 4011-nucleotide messenger RNA. It is a transcript of the gene ITFG1, whose product is annotated as integrin alpha FG-GAP repeat containing 1. The coding region runs from base 77 to 1882 and encodes 601 amino acids. Gene Ontology annotation, cellular component: plasma membrane. NCBI's taxonomy places the organism in Eukaryota, Metazoa, Chordata, Aves, Strigiformes, Tytonidae. The transcript is spliced from 18 exons. The record is from RefSeq and is a predicted model, not a curated record.